AUGCGCCUGCAAAACCCUGUUGCUAUGGAUACUCAGUUUGUUCAUACGCUGAGGAUUUCAGCAAUGGGCUCAAAAAGUCUAAUAGAAAUCGUUGGUGUAAUUAAAGACCCAAAUUUCCAUGUUGCCAAAAGUAUAGCGGAGGGACUCAGACAACGGUUUCCUGAAGAAUUUCUGGAUCCAAAGAUUGUGCCACUUCUUGAAUUUGACUGGCACAUAUAUAUAUGCAACAAGAAACAGGAGCUGCGUGGUGAAAUGUGGCAGUACUCCAGCAACCUGGUAUGCUAUCUUAACGGCGUUCUCGUCGGUAAUGAAAAGCAACUCGCCAGCUGGGCUGAGAAUCAGUGGAAUUUCUCUUUCACUCAUCCAGAGGCUUUCUAUAUGGCUGCCACUGAGGAGUACUCCACCAAACACCUCCAGAAAACUGGACAUAAGUUUGUCUUCACGGACAUCCAGGUAGCAGGAGAACCAGCUGGGAGGUUAUGUUUUGAGCUGUUCUCAGAUGUGUGUCCAAAGACAUCAAAGAACUUUGAGGCUCUGUGCACAGGGGAGCGAGGACUGUCGCAGAGUGGCCUCCCACUCCACUACAAGGGCUCUCUUUUUCAUCGUAUUGUACCCAAUGGCUGGGUGCAAGGUGGAGAUAUUUCUCCUGGGAGUAAAGGUAAUGGGGGUGAGUCAAUCUAUGGACCAACUUUUGAAGAUGAAUGUUUUGCUGUUUCCCACUCGAGGCGGGGAACUUUGGGAAUGGCCAACAACGGUCCCCACAGCAAUGGAUCCCAGUUCUACAUCACCUUGCAGCCGGCGCCCUGGAUGGACAAAACCUAUGUUGCCUUUGGUCAAGUGGUUGAAGGUGUAGACGUCCUGAAGAAAUUAGAAGAGGCCCCAACUUGCAAUGAAAGACCCAAAUAUGAAUGCAAAGUGACAUCUUGUGGAGUGUUACCACUGUAGCUUCUGUAUAUUAGUGACUUGCACCUAGUGUUUUUCUGUGUUUUGAUGCAUGGACAAGCUCACUUCCAUAUUCAUACAUACUUUCCUGUUCAGAAAAAAACUUGAUUGGAAUUUUUUUAAUGAAUUGGAACUUGUCUUAUUAAAUGCCUUGUUAUACAA
Messenger RNA from Girardinichthys multiradiatus, 1104 nucleotides. It is a transcript of the gene ppil6, whose product is annotated as peptidylprolyl isomerase (cyclophilin)-like 6. Lineage: Eukaryota; Metazoa; Chordata; Actinopteri; Cyprinodontiformes; Goodeidae. Gene Ontology annotation, biological process: protein peptidyl-prolyl isomerization. The record is from RefSeq and is a predicted model, not a curated record. The transcript has 8 exons. The coding region runs from base 1 to 945 and encodes 314 amino acids. Gene Ontology annotation, molecular function: peptidyl-prolyl cis-trans isomerase activity.